CUCAGACUGUUUGGGUGUGUUAGUAAGAAAAGACAGACUGACAGGACGGGAACUCGAGUCAGGAUCAUGAUCUUGAAUUCUGCAGCAACAUGAAGAAAGUGUUUUUAUUUGUUUCUUUCGUAUUACUUUUGGACGUUUGUUCUGCAGGUGAGUUUGGGGACAUGGAAAAAGUAUCAGUGAAGGAGGGAGAUUGUCUCACUCUACACACUGAUGUCACUGAAAUAAACCGAAUAUUUUUGUUAAUGUGGAUGUAUGGAUCUCAAAACACUAUUAUCGCUAAAAUUGAUGGGAAAACUCAGGCAGUCUCAUUAUACGAUGUUGAUGAUGGGAGGUUUGAAGACAGACUGCAGUUGGACAAUAAGACUGGAUCUCUGAACAUCAGGGACAUCAGAACCAAACACUCUGGAAAUUAUCAUCUGAAGAUCAUCAGCAACGAGACCUUCCUCCAGACAUUCAGUGUUACUGUCCAUGAUGUGAUUUUUGCAGGGUUAGAAAACAAGAAAGAAGGAGAUUCUGUUACUCUACACACUGGUGUUACUGAUUCACAGAAACGUGAUCUAAUACGGUGGGCAUUUGGACCUACGAAUCCAGACAGCCUUAUAGCUGAAAUGAGCAUUAAGAUUCAUGAGAUCACACUGAAUUCAGAUGAUAUAUACAGAGACUACAUCUUGAAAAUCAGACAGGAUCUCUUACCAUCAGAGACGUCAGAACCGCAGACGCUGGAGUUUAUCAGCUACAGAUCUCCAACAGUAAAGAGACAUUAUACAAGAGAUUCAACAUUUUUGUCACCGUUCCAGAUCCGGGUGUGUCCACUGUUUAUAUUGUGCUGAUUUGUGUCCUGCCGUUUGUGGUUGUAUCUCCGGUUGUGAUUUACUGUAUGGUCAGAUACAGUAAACAGAAAGAAAAGAAAACGGUGUCAGUGUCGGAGGGAAAUUCCGUCACGCUGAAAACUGGUGCUACUGAAGUCCAGAGAGACAAUUAAGUACUCUGGAUGUUUGGACCUCAAGAUACAGUCAUCGCUCAAAUCUACAAAAAGGCUGGUAACAUAUCAUACGCUGAUGAUGAGCGAUUCAGAGACAAACUGCAGCUGGACCGUCAGACUGGAGAUCUGACCAUCAGCGACAUCAGGAUUGCAAUCUCUGGAGAUUAUCAGAUAAAGAUCACUGGCAGAAAAGCAAAAAUGAAGAGAUUCAAAGUUAUUGUACGAGAGGACACACUAGAAUUCACAGAGGGAGAACCUGUCCAUCUGCAGACCAGUGUUACUGAACUACAGGAAGAUGAUCAGAUUCUGUGGAUGUUUGAAGAUGCCCUCAUAUCCAAACUCGAUAGAGAGAGCAGUGAGAACAGCGUCUUCAAAGACAGACUGAAGUUGGACGAUCAAACUGGAGAUCUCACCAUCGCGAACACUAAAAGCACUGACUCUGGAGUUUACGAACUGCAGAUCAAGAGCAGCAAUAAAGUCUCGUACAAGAAAUUCAACGUUCUUGUUUGCUUGAACAUGCUGAAACAUACAGUGGGAGAUUCUGUCACUCUACAAACUGAUGUUACUGAGCUGAAGAAUGAUGACAGGAUACUGUGGAAGUUUAGCGAUAAAGACAUAUUAAUCGCCGAACUCAACCAAGCCACCAAUCAGACCUUAUUCUAUGAAGGUCCUGAUGGGAGAUUCAGAGACCGACUGCAGUUAAACCAGAAAACUGGAGAUCUGACCAUCAGGAACAUCAGCAGAGCUCAUUCAGACGUUUAUACACUUCAAAUCACCAGAGGCAAAAAGAGCACAUGCAAGAGAUUCAUGGUUAUUUCCCAUGAUAAGACUGUGUCAGGGAUGGAGGGAGAUUCAGUCACGCUAAACAGCGAUAUUGAAAUACAAGAAGAUGACCUUAUACUGUGGAUGUUUGGACCUGAAGACUGUCCAGUCGCUAAAGGUGAAACAAAGGAAAAUAUCUCUACAUAUGAUGGUGCUGACGGGAGAUUCAGAGGCAAAUUGAAUCUGAAUUAUGAGUCUGGAUCUCUGACCAUCACAAACACCAGAACUGAACACACUGGAGUUUAUAAACUACAGGUCAUCUGCAGCCGAGAGACCAAAUAUAAGACAUUCAGAGUUACAAUCCGUGAGAGUGAAAGAAAUACAGACUUUGGGCCUGAGCAAGAAGGUAUCCCCUUAGUACAAAAAUGAAACUCACAACAGAAAUAGUAACUUUGAAUAACUGUGAACAGUUUCUGAGAAUAUUGCACAUUUUGUAUGUUACAUACACAUUGGGUGUGUGUGUGAAUUUAUUUUUGUGGAAAAUGACUACAGUCCUCAAUUUGUUAUCAAAAAGGACCUUAUAUAAUAAGUACUGUUUGUUUUGAAAGCACUAUAUUUAACUGGAAUUUGUCAUUAUCAUCGUUAAUGGUGUGCUAAUGAGUGUACUUCAUGUUUUAUUGUCUCUUUUGUUUUCUUUCAGUUAUCUUGUUUUUUCUCUCCUCCAGUAUCACAGACUUUUGUUUAAUAGCAAUAUUAGUGUUGUCCUGGAACCAAAAUGUCAGUACCAAUACCAGUAAAAUUCUAGAGUUCUCUGUACGAAUUCCGAUACUAUAGCAAAUCUAUUGGAAGUAAUUUAUUUUAUAAUCUUAUGUUUAAUUUUGAAAGUGGCUGUACUUUGAGGGUUCAGAUGUUUAUAGUGAGAGUUUUUGCAUUGUAUGUAUAUCUCUGUUGAUGCUCCCUUUUCAAUGAUUCAAUUAAAUUCAGGUUUAUUUGUAUAGUGCUUUUCACGGUACAAAUCGUUGCAAAGCAGCUUUACAGAAAAUUAAAGGUAAAUUUCAGGGUUGGCAUCAUCUCUUCUCAGGUAUUCUGGAUCCAGACUGAAGCUUGUGUAAUUCUUAGUUACCUCAGGAUGCCAAUCCCGUGGCAGAAACAAAUAGAGACAUAAUUAGCGUGGCUGCUGUUCCAACCAAGCAAAAAUGAUGUGUUCAACUCAAGCUAAAGAAUAAUAAUGCGUGUUUGAUCAGAUAUAACUGCAGUACAAGAUUAUGAGAUGCAUUAUAUGAAUGCUUGGCUAAAGAGAUGUGUCUUUAACCUAGAUUUAAACAGAGAGGCUGUGUCUGAACCUCGAACGUUAUCAGGAAGGCUAUUCCAGAGUUUGGGAGCCAAAUGUGAAAAAGCUCUACCUCCUUUAGUGAACUUUGCUAUCCUAGGUACUACCAAAAGUCCAGAGUUUUGUGACCUUACGGAGAGUGAUGGAUUGUAGCGAGAUAGAAGAGUUAGGUACGCAGGAGAUAAACCAUUUAGGGCCUUAUAGGUAAGUAGUAAUAUUUUGUAGCUGAUAUGGAACUUAAUAGGCAGCCAGUGCAGAGACUGUAAAAUGAUUCUCCUUUUUCAAUAAUAACUUAUUUGAAAGAAAUUGGAUGGUUGUUUUUGUUUUAUUUUUCUUUUGCAAUAUUUGACCGGUUUAAAUAAAACAAGUGUUACAGCUUGUUGAAUACAUGUUCAUGUAAGAUAAAACAAUAAUAAAACCAUGAAU
Messenger RNA from Onychostoma macrolepis, 3500 nucleotides. RefSeq lists its product as uncharacterized. The record is from RefSeq and is a predicted model, not a curated record. The transcript has 9 exons. NCBI's taxonomy places the organism in Eukaryota, Metazoa, Chordata, Actinopteri, Cypriniformes, Cyprinidae. Bases 992 to 2173 code for a protein of 393 amino acids.